Sinocyclocheilus grahami is the source of this 3220-nucleotide messenger RNA. RefSeq names its product nuclear prelamin A recognition factor-like. The record is from RefSeq and is a predicted model, not a curated record. The transcript has 13 exons. Lineage: Eukaryota; Metazoa; Chordata; Actinopteri; Cypriniformes; Cyprinidae. Bases 315 to 1961 code for a protein of 548 amino acids.
AGGACGGUUCAUUCACGAAUCGGACACCGCGUCAAAGGACAAUGGAGUUGAAUGCGCCGGAGUCAAGACGAGCCGAGAUCCUUCUACCUCGAACAUGUACCGUUAGGAUUAGCCGGGGUUGUGAACGGAUGAAUGGAUGAACAUCAGUGUUAUAUGACCGCAGUGCGCUGUUCCUGAUCCUCAUGACCAGCUCGCGCUUUCAAGUGUCAAUAGGAGAAGUUCCUGCUGUAAAGACCUAACGUUACUGCUGUUUCGUCUCCAGGGUUUCCCCCUGAACAAUAAGGGCUUCAUGUGAUUUUUUUAUGGAAUGAUUUAUGGCACUGAACAUAUCAGGAGCUCCUUAUACAAUGUCUGAAGUCAGUAUAGGACGGAAAAAAGAAAAGUGUGAGAAUUGCACUAAACAGUGCAACAAGAAACAGAGUGAUGAAGGAAUAAACUCACUGCAAGAGAAAGGUGUUGCCACUGGAGAGGUGAAAGAGUCUACCUCAGUUCACCAGGUGUUGUUGAGCGCGUGUCUGGCCUGUGACGGCUGUGUAUCGGAGAACGAAGGCCAGAGAAUUUCUCAGCAAAAUCUGGAUGAGAUCAACCACGUGCUUGCCCUCAAUAAGAAAUGUGACACUUCGAAGCACAAAAUUCUCGUGGUGUCUGUGUGUCCCCAGUCGCUGCCAUUUUUUGCUAUUAAAUUUCAGCUGGAUGUUCCAGCGGCUGCAAAGAAACUCUGUGGCUUCCUAAAGAGUGUGGGUAUGUCUGGACACCAUAUUUGCCUUGAAGUCACAGUCACUUUGCCAACCUCCUUAAUCAAAAUGUUCACACAUUGUAGAUGGAUUCGCUAUGCAGAGCGUGUUCUUGGUAGCCUGGUCACACCACACAUCUGCACCGCAAGAUCACCUCAACAGAUCAUGGGCUCCUUGGUCAAAGACUUUUUUGCCAGACAACAGAAGCUGACCCCAGAUCAGAUUUUCCAUGUGGUGGUGGCUCCCUGCUUUGAUAAAAAGCUUGAAGCUGUGAGAGAGGAAUUCUACAACAGCAUCCUAGAGACCAGAGCUGUCGACUGUGUGCUUACGUCAGCAAUUGUGUGUGUGUUUUGCGCAGGAUGGAUUCGCUAUGCAGAGCGUGUUCUUGGUAGCCUGGUCACACCACACAUCUGCACCGCAAGAUCACCUCAACAGAUCAUGGGCUCCUUGGUCAAAGACUUUUUUGCCAGACAACAGAAGCUGACCCCAGAUCAGAUUUUCCAUGUGGUGGUGGCUCCCUGCUUUGAUAAAAAGCUUGAAGCUGUGAGAGAGGAAUUCUACAACAGCAUCCUAGAGACCAGAGAUGUCGACUGUGUGCUUACGUCAGGAGAGAUUCUCCACUUAAUGGAACAAAGCAAAGUUACUGUUGAGGAAGUGGACUCUGCUCCUUUGGAUCAUGUAUUUGGUGAGACCAGUGACCCAGGUAUGACCAGGCAUGAAGGUCGUGGAUCUGAAGGCUUCCUGGAGCACAUUUUCAAACAUGCAGCCAAAGAGCUGUUUGGCAUUGACGUCCAAGAGAUUGUGUACAAGACACUCAGGAAUCGAGACUUCCAGGAGGUAGCGCUAGAGCGUGAUGGAGAGACUCUCCUGCAGUUUGCUGCAGUUUAUGGCUUCCGGAACAUUCAGACUUUAGUGCACAGAAUGAGGAAAGGCAAAGUGCCCUACCAGCUAGUAGAGGUGCUUUCCUGCCCCGGAGGCUGUUUAAGUGGACGAGGACAAGCUGAGGGAGAGGGAGGUCGUCCUGACCGAACUUUGGUCCAGCAAAUGGAAGACCACUAUAGCAGCUUACCUGUCCGACUGCCUGAAAGCAACCCAGAGGUCCAGCGCCUCUACCAGGACUGGCUGGACUGCCACGACUCCCCGCAUGCGCAGCAAUGCCUCCACACUCAGUACAAGAACCACACGCAGCCGCCCUCUCAUAUGCUAAAUUCUGAUAUGCAGUGGUGAUUGGAAGUCAGCACUGCAUUCCCACAUAUCUGGAACCAAGCUGGGCAUUAACAGCACCAAUCAAGACUGACUGUUUGAUGCCAUCUUGGGCUCACACGGAUGCAAUGUGUCUGCAGUAAAAGAAAAGUUGAACAGAGGACCAAACAGGCUUCCUGUUCUAUGCAGUGAUCGGACUCUGCUUUACUAAUGAGAAGAUUUGCAUUCGUUGACUAGUUUUCUGGAGCAUUCACUCAUGUUACACCUAAAUGAUGUCAUGCAUGGUUGGGCAACCAGCCGUGUUAUUAAAAGGACAAUAGCAAUAACACAAGGCAAAAAGCCCUGAGUAUUAUUUCUAUUAAUUACUGAACCCUGUUAAUAUGCACUGAAGGAAAUAUUGAUGGAAUUUUGUGUAUGACUAUAACUACGAAACAACUGUAGAAAGUACAAAACUAAUACAUAUUGGUGCAAUGAAUUAAUUAAAGAAUACCAAUCAUCAAUUAAAGCUUAAUUACUUUUUUAAAAUAAAAAAUAUAUAUAUUUUGACCAAUUUGAUUACGCUUUCACCUACCAAAAAAGUAUUACUACAGCACAGAAAGCAUCUAAUUUGUCCACAGAUUCCAUCUGGGUCUGGUUAUAAAUUACUGUGUGUUUAUAAAUGUCUUAUAUUGACAUGAAAACAAACUUUUCUGUAUUAAGUGUUCAUUAUUGGUUUUCAAAUGAGAAACUAGAUGGCAGAAUACAUCACUGCGUAUGGAUGGAUGGAUGGCAGUUGGGGGCCUCAAAUCCCUCACACUGUGCCCAGUAUGCAUCAACUACUGCGAUAACCUCUUUGCGAGCGGUUACAACUGUGUGAGCUUGUUGCAACUGGCUGCUCUGUCACAAUGUUUCUUUGUCAUAAAAUUCAUCAUACUAGCCACAUUAUGUGCUGCAGCUCCACACUGCAGUCAUUGAAGUGGUAAGCUGAUUUUCUUAUUGAUAUAUUUAUAUCUGAAAUGUUUGUAUUUUCAGAUAUAGUGCACAAAAUGUUACUGAAAUUCAUUGAGAAAUGCCUUAAAAUACAGUUUAUGAUUUUGCACUGUGUAACAUUAAGGAUAAUUCUAAUUUCUCAUAUGAAGCAAUCUUGCCUCAUUGCACAAACAUGCAUGCUCUUCCUUGCUUGACUAAUUUUGAGCCAUUAACCACUAUAGUGAAUUCAGACACGUGUGAAGCCAAAGGUAGUAAUAACAUUAUUAUUGAGUCUCUUGAUAUUCACACAAGAAUUUAAAAGGCACAUGAUCACA